This is a messenger RNA of Lolium rigidum, 1560 nucleotides long. RefSeq lists its product as uncharacterized. The transcript has 5 exons. The coding region runs from base 651 to 1244 and encodes 197 amino acids. The record is from RefSeq and is a predicted model, not a curated record. NCBI's taxonomy places the organism in Eukaryota, Viridiplantae, Streptophyta, Magnoliopsida, Poales, Poaceae.
UCCUCCACCUCUAUGUGUCUCAAAGUGUUGAACAAGCCCAGAUCUCUCCACCCAUGGCACCCAGUGAAAAGCUCUGUUUCAGAGGUUGCUCAUCCACCAAAAGCUAUGUAUGGCCAUGAGAGAGUUGUCAAUCUCAAUCCCUCUUGCACAGUUUGAUCCUCUUCCAAAGGGUACAGACCAGCCGCCGGAGACCGGCGACUGAUCUCUAUCCUUUGCGAGAGGUUGCAGACUCAAGGCGAGGGAAUUCAGCGGGCGGGGGAGAGGGAGAUCCAGUCCUGGUUCGAUGUGCAGAAAGGCCCCUCCGGAGGGACCCCCUGAAAUUCAGGUCCCUUGAAAACCUGUGAGUCCCGGCGGGAUCCUCAACCCCGCCGCAGCAGCAAGUGUGGGCUUGGCCCACCUCGCUAUCCCCCCCGGCUCGCCCGUCGGCGGCACGAGCUAUCUGCCGCUCGCCCGGCGGCCCUUGACAAGAUCCAGUUUGCUGCUCGGCCCACGGAUCGUCUAGGGCGCAGUCACUGGAACGUUCGAGAGAGAUCGGGCGUAGGCUCUCUGGAUAAAGCCUUUCCCCCGUUCCCUUCCUCCGCAAGCACCACCCGCCGCCGCUCCCCGCCGCCAGAUCCAGCCGCCGCCAGAUCCAGCCGCCGCGAGAGGGGAUGGAUCUGCUCGACGAAGACCCUGUCGAUUUCGGGGUGGAGUUCGAGCCCGCCUUGCUCGUCCUCGUCGACCUCGUCGAGGAUUUCUACACCGACCCUUUCGCCGCGUUCCUCGCCAACCGGGACUUCUACCUUGGGUUCCCCGCUCAGUUCCCGGGCUGGUACUUCGCAGCACCUGGCGUCACCACCCACGCUGCCGCCAUGGCGGCCAACCCUGACUUCUUCCUGAGGUACCCAGGCGCGCUGGACCCACUCGCCGGCGCAGAAGUUCUGAUGAACGACGCGUUUAACCCGUGGAUCGAUGUCGCGCCCCGAAGGAACCGCCGCACCCGCCGUGAUAACCGUCCUCCACCAGAAGUGUACCCCGAGCCCCCACCAGUGGAAGUUUCACAGGGGGUCCCUUGGUAUCCUCCGAGGAUUCGGUAUCGUCAUCGUCAGCACGUGCGCAAGCACUAUGUUGUGUGCAAGGGCGGGAGGUCCAACUUGCAAAAGGCGUACCAGGCCCGCAAAGGAUCGUGCACAAGCUCCCCAAAUGGUGGCCUGGGACAUUUUGUCUAUGGGUCAUAUGGAGCUGGAGGGCGCCUGGAGUACUAAGGCACUCCUCGAUCCUGUAAGAAGGAAGGUGAACAUAGGUCGACUUCAACUUUUGAUCUGCAAAGAUCUUUCAGAUGUAUCAGAUAUUGAGCUUUCAGUUCCACAGUUUAUCUUCUGAAACUUUCUGCUGUGGAAAUUACCUGUGAUACUUGUCCUGGAAUGAUGGUGUUAUCUGUUUCUGAGGAUGAUUUUUUUUGGUGACAAAUGAUCUUGCGUGCUAUGUGAUUGAUGAUGUGAUAGAUUAAUCUGGUGUCUUAAUGAUCUGUUUUGGGGGCUGUGUAAAUGAUCCUUAUAAUUCGUUGUCCCAUGUGAUGCA